AUGGAGAAUUCAAAAUCGACAGAUUCUAUUACAGCUGAAAAGGUAAGAAAUCAUGUACCUAAUGAUCUUACAAUGUCCAUUAUAUCGAAAUUGCCUCUAAAAUCUUUGGUGCGAUUUAGGUGUAUACAGAAAUCAUGGUCUCUCUUAUUUGAAAACCCUAAUUUUAUGAACAUGUAUCGCAUCAAUUUUGCAUCUAAUAAUAAUUUUUCUUAUGAUGAUAAUUCAUGUCACACCAUAGAGUUUAAAUUUUCAUAUGAUGGAUUUUGCGGCACCUUAUUUUCGCGUUAUGGUGAGAAAUUUGAAAAUAAGGUCAAAUUAGAUUGGCCACCAUUAUUUCAAGAGGAUAACAUACGUAUUAACAUUCUGGGUACUUUUGUUGAUGAAAUGUUUUGCCUCUACACUGGUACUGUAGUUCCAAAAACUGUAUUUUGGAAUCUGUCUACUAAGUAA
Messenger RNA from Lathyrus oleraceus (garden pea), 450 nucleotides. Its product is annotated as putative F-box protein At3g10240. Gene Ontology annotation, molecular function: protein binding. The record is from RefSeq and is a predicted model, not a curated record. Lineage: Eukaryota; Viridiplantae; Streptophyta; Magnoliopsida; Fabales; Fabaceae. The coding region runs from base 1 to 450 and encodes 149 amino acids. The transcript has a single exon.